UCUUAAGUUAAUAAAAUCAAAAUAAUAAUGAAAUACAAAUAUUAUUUAAAUUUCAAUAUAAAAAUAAAAUCAAAAUAACAAAACAACGACCAAUGGGUUCAUCUAAUUAUCAAAGAAUAUGGGGUAAAGAGAUUUUUUAAAUGAACCCGAUCCUCUUAUUCUUCUUCUCCUCCGUAGCUUUGAUUUACAUCGAAACUUCACAACUCUUUCGCAAUUCUUUGGUUCACAUUGAAACCCUAGAAAACGAGGAUAGAGUCAAACUUCCUUUUCCUUCACAGCUCUUUGGUUCACUCUAAAAUUUCACGAAAGUGAUAAGAAAGUUGAAGCAUUAUAUUUUUCGGAAUUGCGAAGAUCAUGCAUUCUCUCUCUGACUAGAUUUGGCAUUUGCUAGCCCAUCCGUUUCAUUGAUGUUGUUUAAUUUGUUUACAUUUCUUGUCAUACAGGCCCAUAAUCAAAACUUGUGGCUCUGGAAUGUUGCAAUGAGAUCCUUUGUUGCUAAAGGUGUAGAUUGUACUAUAAUCAUGGAUUGAUUGCUCAAGGUUGUCUCUAUCAAUGUAUUUGUGGUUUCUUUAAUAGUCAUAGGAGAGACUCUUAGCGUCUCCUUUUAAUUUUUUUGGUUCAAUUAUACCGAUAUUUAGUUCGUAUGAAAUAAUGGACAUAAUAGGAUAAGAUCUAGCUUUUUUAUUGUGAUUCACAAAAUAAUGAAAUAGUAUAUGGCAAAAUCUUUGAAUUUCACAUCUUAUACUAUUUACUUUUAUUGUGGUUAGAAGUUUAAAAUGAUUAAAACGCAAUUCAAAUAUUCUUCAUGAUCGGUGCUAAUCAAGGCACGGGUGCAUAGUUGUUAUGGAAAAGUGACCGAAUCAACAAGUCACGGAAAGUGCAUGGACAUCCUUUUUGGGUACGAUGAAAUUGGAAAGACAUUCACCAAGGAAAGGCGUACCCACAUUUUGGGGGGAUAUGUUUCUGACUUUAGCAAACCUACUCGAUGAAACUAAUGACUAAGGAUGGACUAGAGUCAACUUAUUUUACUAAAUCCAUGAUCUUCUACUGUGACCUAAGAAAGAUCAUCAUUAUCCAACAUUCAGCCCUUUAAUUUCCCGAAAUCACCUUUUAGCCCCGCCCAUUUGUUUCGCUCUCUCUCGUUUUCUUCCCCUGCACCACCUGUCACUUCCUUUCUUGAAGUCACCCUCCGGGCCUCCACCCUCGCCUCCCUCCAAAAAAGGAAAAAGAGAGAGAGAGAAAAAUCAGUCCAUCGACUUCUUCAUCGAUUCUCCCUCGCUUCGCGCUCGCAGACCCGACCCGGAAACCCGCCAUGCCUCUCGCGAUGCAUGCCAAGUCGGACUCGGAGGUGACGAGCAUGGACGCCGCCUCGUCGCCGCCGCGGUCCCCGCGCCGGCCGCUCUACUACGUCCAGAGCCCCUCCAACCACGACGCCGAGAAGAUGUCCUACGGCUCCAGCCCCGCGGGCUCCCCGACCCACCCCUACUACCACUGCUCCCCCAUCCACCACUCCCGCGAGUCCUCCACCUCCCGCUUCUCCGCCUCCCUCAAGAACUCCAACCCCCGCCACCUCUACGGCGGCGCCUGGCGGAAGCUCCACCGCGGGCACGAGACCGACGACGACGAGGACGACGAGGAGGAGGACGGGGAGGGCCGCCGCGGCAGCUCCUCCGCAUGGCGCGGCGCGAGGCUCUACGCCUGCUUCGUCCUGCUGUUCGUCCUGCUCUUCACGGCGUUCUCGCUGAUCCUGUGGGGCGCCAGCAAGAGCUACCGGCCGGAGAUCGUCGUCAAGAACGUGGUGUUCGAGAACUUCAACGUGCAGGCGGGGAACGACCCGAGCGGGGUGCCCACAGACAUGCUGACGCUGAACUCGACGGUGAGGAUGGUGUACCGGAACCCCGCGACAUUCUUCGGCGUCCACGUCACCUCCUCCCCGCUCGACCUCCACUACUUCCAGCUCCACCUCGCCUCCGGCCACAUGAAGAAGUUCUAUCAAUCGAGGAAGAGCCAGCGGCCAGUGGUGACAAUGGUGGCAGGGUAUCAGGUUCCCCUUUAUGGUGGGAUCUCAGUCCUCAGCAUGGCCAGAGAGCACCGUGAGAAGGUGGCCGUGCCAUUAAACCUGACAUUCGUGGUGAGGUCGAGAGCAUAUAUCUUGGGGAAGUUGGUGAAGUCCAAGUUUUAUAGGAAAAUCAGAUGUUCUGUCACCUUAAGGGGCAACCAACUUGGCAAGCGUCAGAAUUUGACUGAUUUGUGUACCUAUCACUGAUGAUUUAUGUAUCAAUUGCCGAAAUAUACAGUCCUUCAAUCGCAAGCCUAUGAGCCCCAGAUUUUGCCUCUUUAGCACAAAAAGGGAAAGUUUAAUGCGUUGUAGAGUUUACGCGGCCUUUCUGAAAGCACAGUAUCGGUUGCGGUUCUUGUAUCUGAUGUUCUUACCACGAGUUUAUUUGGGACAAAUUGUAGCAAACAAGCUCAAUGUAUCUUGCCAGCCAGCUAUUGUGCUUCAAAUGAUCUUUACCGUGA
This is a messenger RNA of Eucalyptus grandis, 2520 nucleotides long. RefSeq lists its product as uncharacterized. Gene Ontology annotation, cellular component: plasma membrane. NCBI's taxonomy places the organism in Eukaryota, Viridiplantae, Streptophyta, Magnoliopsida, Myrtales, Myrtaceae. The transcript is spliced from 3 exons. The record is from RefSeq and is a predicted model, not a curated record. The coding region runs from base 1313 to 2266 and encodes 317 amino acids.